Amoebophrya sp. A25 is the source of this 1407-nucleotide messenger RNA. The record is from the annotation of a GenBank genome assembly. NCBI's taxonomy places the organism in Eukaryota, Dinophyceae, Syndiniales, Amoebophryaceae.
AUUUAGGACACAUUGACGUUUUAUUCGUCAGUACAAGUCCUUCCUCCCCGAGGUAGUUCUUAAGUCGUGUCCUGGAUCACCUGACGAAAGAGUCUUACGAUCUAACACCGUCGAACUUCAGAAGAAUUGACUGGACCACUCUAGAGCAGGAAUGGAGAUGCUAUUUGUCUGAAAGUAGAAUCUUGCUACUUCCUCGCGAUUUUAUUGAAGUUGUGACUGUGGCUGAUCUUGUCCCUUGGUCUCCUGCGACGAAAUAUUAAAUGCUUCGACUCUUUGUCUGUUCGUUGCACAGGAGUGUGUCGAUUUCCGUUUUCUCAGAGACGGAUGCGGUGCGGGCGCUUAUGAUUCUACACUGCCUUCGUUCGUAGAGCGAGGAGUGUUUUGGCUCAGUAAGUAUUCGGUUUGGAGGAUACACUUAAGUACUUGCAAGAAGACGAGCUUAGAUAGAGAAGAUACAACUCACUUACUUGCAAGAAGACGAGCUUGGAUAGAGAAGAUACUCUGAGCAGAAGACGAAAUUGCCAGUUCAGUGCGAGACCUUCUCUGAAACAUGGGACAUUAGAAGACUACGCAGAUCCGCGUGGUCUCCAGCAAUACGCUUCUACGCAGAAGUUGUUGCUGAGCAGAAUGGUAAACGAUCGCGAACAAUAUGUAAGCCGCGUAGGAACGAGAGGUGCGAAAGCGAAUGGUACGACACGGACACCAGGAUCAGCAGUUGUUAACACAGAAAAUCAGAGUAGAACCUUGUACCAGACACGGAAAUAGAGACAACGACAUACACGUGAUUUGUUUAGGAUGCCGCGGUCCAGCUUCAGAAGUGUGGACAGCCUGUGGGGCGAGAACCGCGACCAAAAGCUAUCAACAAGGUUGCCAGUGCAUUGCUGGUGGAUGUAGCGCCCUUUAUGUUGUUGUUUGUUGUUGUGUGUGCUCCGGAGACUCGAUAAUGUUAGAGCUAUCCUGCUGCUGUACAAGAAAAAGACACUUCUUCACAUACUUAUCAUGUGCUAUAAGCGCUAUAUGCUAUGUGAUAACUUAUGUGGAGGUAACCCAUUGGAGAUUGUUUAUAUGGGAUCUCAAUCCGUCGCAAUCUAAUCCUAGGGAGUCCACAAGCCACUUAUUAUAGACGGCUUUUCAGGAGAGACUUGCAGUUGCGACAUUUCCGAAUAUAACAUUCCACAUACGUGAUGCUUUCGAUGCAACACGUCUGACAGAAAAUUUUGACGAAUGGCUCGACCCUACCAAGAGAUUGAAUGUGAUUUUCAUUUAUCGUUGUGCCUGGGACGCCGGUCAAGACCGAAGCCGCAAUUGGUUUCAAAAAAUGCUCAGAUCUGGAAUGGAAGUGGAGAUAUAUUUUGUCUCUGAUGCAGCGCAGACACUGCGGACGCAUUUCAAAUUGCUUCAUCAGAG